Molecule: messenger RNA, 635 nt
Organism: Podarcis raffonei (Aeolian wall lizard)
Lineage: Eukaryota; Metazoa; Chordata; Lepidosauria; Squamata; Lacertidae
Gene: TSPO
Product: translocator protein
Exons: 4
Coding region: 107-607 (166 amino acids)
Cellular component (GO): membrane; endoplasmic reticulum
Molecular function (GO): cholesterol binding
Source: RefSeq, a predicted model, not a curated record
CGCCCCGUGGGCCGCUCCCUCGCUUCCUUCCCCACAACCCUUUCGCUUUCUCCCAGCAGCGAGGUCGGCGGAGGAAGCAGCGGCAGCAGCAGCAGCAGACGCAGAAAUGGAAGCGCUUCCCUCGUGGGCUCCUGCUGUUGCUUUCACACUCUUGCCAAACGCCGGGAGCAUUUGGGGAGGUAGGAUUGUCAAGAAAGAACUGCCCACGUGGUAUGAAUCACUGGAGAAGCCAUCUUGGCGCCCCCCCAACUGGGUUUUCCCACCUGUCUGGGGAGCAUUAUAUUCGUCAAUGGGAUAUGGCUCUUACCUCGUGUGGAGGGAAUUAGGAGGCUUCAACGAAAAAUCCCUGGUUCCCCUUGGGCUGUACGCAGGAAACCUGGCAUUAAAUUGGUCAUGGGUCCCCAUAUUCUUCGGAAAGCACCAAACAGGCUGGGGGCUGGUGACUAUAUUGCUCACCACAGGAGCAGCAACAGCUACAACUACUGUCUGGUACCAUGUCAACAAAACAGCAGCGUAUUUGAUGUACCCUUAUUUAGCCUGGCUAACUUUUGCCUCUGUGCUGAACUAUCGUAUCUGGAAAGACAAUCGCAAUAAGAAACACCUGUAACACACAUUUUUCCAGGGCUUUUUUUUUU